CAGAGCUAGAGAAAGACGCGAGGCUCGGGGCGCGGGGGGGAGGGAGGGAGGGAGGGAGGCGCGGCGGCGGAGCGGCCCCGGCCGGCGGAGCAGCCAUGGGCGCCGGGGUACCGGGCCCCCCGAGAGCCGAGGCCCCCGGCCCGAGUGGCGGGCGCCCGGGCUGCCAGCCUUGCUGACACCGCCUCGGACGAUGUGAGCCGGCGCCGCCGCCGCUGCUUCGCGGGCAGGGCGCGCGGUCCCACCGGCCCCGGCCGCCGCCGCUCUCGUAAUUUGGGUGGGGGCGAGCGGGCCAGGCCGCCCGGGGUUUGAGGGGCUGGCUGUCCCCGGCAGCUUGGUUGGGGGAGGCGGCCCACACUGGGCGCCCGCUGGGAGGUUUUUUUUUUUUUUUUUUUUAAAGCGAGGUUAACUGUUUUUGGCAGCUUGCUUUUUGAAGGACCCUAAAAAAAAAAGGGCCUUUCCGGGGGCUUUUUUCUUCGGGGGGAGGGGGCGGCGGUCCCGACUUGUGUUCAGCACCUACUCCAACGAGGACUACGAUCGGCGCAACGAGGACGUGGACCCCAUGGCGGCCUCGGCCGAGUAUGAGCUGGAGAAGCGUGUGGAGCGGCUGGAGCUGUUCCCCGUGGAGCUGGAGAAGGACUCCGAGGGCUUGGGCAUCAGCAUCAUCGGCAUGGGGGCCGGGGCCGACAUGGGCCUGGAGAAGCUGGGCAUCUUCGUCAAGACGGUGACCGAGGGCGGCGCGGCUCAUCGGGAUGGCAGGAUCCAGGUGAACGACCUCCUGGUGGAGGUGGACGGCACGAGUCUGGUGGGCGUGACCCAGAGCUUUGCGGCCUCUGUGCUCCGGAACACCAAGGGCCGUGUGCGGUUUAUGAUUGGCCGGGAGCGGCCCGGAGAGCAGAGCGAAGUGGCCCAGCUAAUUCAGCAGACCCUGGAGCAGGAGCGAUGGCAGCGGGAGAUGAUGGAACAGAGAUACGCCCAGUAUGGGGAGGAUGAUGAGGAGACGGGGGAGUAUGCCACCGACGAGGAGGAGGAGCUGAGCCCCACGUUCCCAGGCGGCGAGGUGGCCAUCGAGGUGUUCGAGCUAGCGGAGAACGAGGACGCGCUGUCCCCUGUGGACAUGGAGCCCGAGAAGCUGGUGCACAAGUUCAAGGAGCUGCAGAUCAAACAUGCUGUGACCGAGGCGGAGAUCCAGCAGCUCAAGAGAAAGCUGCAGAGCCUGGAGCAGGAGAAGGGGCGCUGGCGGGCGGAGAAGGCUCAGCUCGAGCAGAGUGUGGAGGAGAACAAGGAGCGCAUGGAGAAGCUGGAGGGUUACUGGGGCGAGGCCCAGAGCCUGUGCCAGGCCGUGGACGAGCACCUCCGGGAGACCCAGGCGCAAUACCAGGCUCUGGAGCGCAAGUACAGCAAGGCCAAGCGCCUCAUCAAGGACUACCAGCAGAAGGAGAUUGAGUUCCUGAAAAAGGAGACCGCACAGCGGCGGGUUCUGGAGGAGUCGGAGCUGGCGAGGAAGGAGGAGAUGGACAAGCUCCUGGACAAGAUCUCAGAACUGGAAGGAAACCUGCAGACACUGAGGAAUUCCAAUUCUACUUAACAGGAAUCAUAACCCUUCCCAUCAUCCUCUCUCCCCUGUCCUCAACCACCUACCCCACCCCCUCCCAGCCUGGGGACAGGUGCCCCGACUCCCCACACCCUCCACCCCACCUCCCCCAGCUUCAGGGACCAGAGGGCCCACGUGACAGGCCUCUUUAAGAUGGCCCGGGCAGACAGAGAGGUGGCUGGAAGGGUGGCCUCUUCCUUGCCCCAAGGGGCUGAGGCCAAGUGAGGGAUGCUGAGGGCUGGCCUGGGUGGGUGAUGGACACGAGGACCUGCAGACCAAACUGCCAGACUUCACAACCUCCAGCCUUUGUCUCUGGACUGGAAUGGGGCUGGGGGCUCUCCCAGCAUCUCGCCAUCUGGAGGCUGCUCCCCGCCCGUGGCCUCUUGACUCGAGAGCCCACCUUCUUGGCCCUUCCCUGUCCCCCCCUCGUUGUGCUGUCUGUUGCUCGACACCUCCCCUCCCUGUCCCCUAUCCCAGGAGGGACAGAGUGCACCCACAGCCCGGAGGCUGGGCCCCACCUGCCCUGACCUCUUGCGUGUCCUUUGGGGAGGAGGGGGGUGAGCGCAGGGCCCCGGGAGAGUCUAGGACUCCUGGUCCCCAGCUCCUCCUCUCCUGGGCAGCAGCCCUCGGCUCUUGUGCCUCCGCUCUCCCAGGUGCCAAAUAGCCAUAGCCUCCUGGAACAGCCGUGCGGCCUCCCUGGAGUCCGGGUGUCCCGGUCAUGCCUGGGAAUGCCAGGAAGGGAAGGGGGGGUGGUUUGGUUUCGGGGUCCUGGCUGCAGGGACCCUGGUUGUAGGCGAGGGGAGUAUUUCUCACUGCCCAGGGCGACACCUGGAAGCCUUGCACUCCCGUGGCAGACAGCCCCACGCCACCCUGUGUUCUGUGCUCUGGCUGCACAGGGUUUCACCACUUCUUGGCUCUUUGGAGCCCAGGGCUACCCUGGCCACUUUCUGAGCGAAACCGACUCCACUUCUCCCACUUUAACCCCAGACUGGGGCUUGGACCAAGGGAGGUGAGACCCCCGCCCCCCCAGGGGCCACCCUUCCAGAAUCCAUCUCAGUUGGCCACUUUUUCAUGCCCCUGCCCCAAGCCUGGGUUUCUGAUCAUUUUUAAAAAAACGUUUUGGCUUCUUGUCCCCUGUAAAUAGACCAUGCCAUCAAUCAGUAUUUCUUGCCCCCGCCUUCCCAUGCCCCCACCCCCUGAAAGAGCUGGCUGUCUCCGUGCCGGGCGCCGCCCUGGACCAUGGCAGAGGGAGGGGGCGGGCCGCGGGUGCCCGGCCGCCCUUCGGAGGACCGCGUCUCUGUAUAUAAUAUAUAUAUGUAUGUAUUGUUCCUGGUUUUGUACGGACCAUGCCCUCUGUCAGAUCGCCCUCAUAAAAGCAGCCCCCAGA
Molecule: messenger RNA, 2978 nt
Organism: Oryctolagus cuniculus (rabbit)
Lineage: Eukaryota; Metazoa; Chordata; Mammalia; Lagomorpha; Leporidae
Source: RefSeq, a predicted model, not a curated record